AUGUCGAAUAUUUCAAAUUCUGGUUCUUCCCGUUUGGAUAAAUUGAAUUCACUACUCAACAGUGUUGAUGCUUCAUUGGCUUCUGGUCAAAAUGAUCUAUUAGUUGAAAAUAUUAUGGAUAGUACUGGAAAAAUUCGUUUAGAUACAGAUUUAGAAAAAAAAACUAAUGAUGAUUCUUCCAGGUUACAAAAACUAAGAGAUGAGGAAUUGAAUAACAAAGGAACUUGUGAACGAAGACCAGUUAUAUUCAAAAAAAAACAUAUCCCACCAGUAGAUAUUGAUGCAUCUGAAGUUGAUUUUGAAAUGACUUCACAAGAUGCUAAAAGAUUUCAAAUGGAAUUAACAGAAGCUGCAAAUAAAGAUGCAAAUAGAGCAUUUGUCUUCAAGUCUUAUGUUUCUGGUAAAAAUAAAACACUUAAACUGAAUGCUUAUGCACAUACCGUAGUGCGUUUUGAAUUAAAUUCGGAUUAUGUACUUCAGCUCUGUUUUUUAUCCAAAGAAAAAUCUAAUGUUGUUUAUGAUGAAUUUAAAUCACUAUUAAAAGAUCCACAAUCAAAAUUUGAUCUUUCACUAGUAAUCACCAGUGUUAUUGAAAGAAGUGCGACAAAAGAUUUAAUUGAUGUUGAUAUUGCCCCAGCAAGUACUUUACGUUUAAAACAUAAAAAUUUUACUUUCACCAAUAAUAUUAUGACACAUUUUAAAGAAGAUUUGGUUUCUCUAGUAUCCGAUGAAGAAGCUACUAAUAUUUGUAAUGAUUGGCUUAAAGGAAAUACAAUAUUUACACCAUUUGCUCCAACUAUUAACCCAAGACCAAGUGGACCAAUAAAUAUAGGAAACAGAGAACAAGCUUCUUCUGGUAGUUCUAGACCAAGUACACAAUCAAACAAUAAAUCAGUAACCGGUCGAUUCUUAAAGUUCUUGGGAAAGAAAUAA
Strongyloides ratti is the source of this 933-nucleotide messenger RNA. RefSeq lists its product as hypothetical. The transcript has a single exon. The coding region runs from base 1 to 933 and encodes 310 amino acids. NCBI's taxonomy places the organism in Eukaryota, Metazoa, Nematoda, Chromadorea, Rhabditida, Strongyloididae. The record is from RefSeq and is a predicted model, not a curated record.